AUGUGCACGAAGUUCCGUGAGUUGUCUGCACAGGACCGGCACAGGGUGGCGGUGACAAAGCGCCUGUGCUUCAACUGCCUGGGACGCCACAGCGUGCGGGCAUCCUUGGCAGUGAUUAGCUCAUCGACAGUACAACAUUCAGCGCGUCUGCUCAUUGACACAGGAUCCGAGCUCACCUUCGUCUCGGAGAAUCUCAUCCGGCAGCUCAACAUCCCUCGUCAAUACUCAGGUAUUGUCAUCACUGGAAUUGCAGGCAAGGAGUGUACUCGGACACGAGGAGUCGUGUCACUCACGUUAUGCUCGACACAUUCCAACGCAGCUGCCACAAUUCAAGCUCAUGUCCUCCGGACAGUUACAUCAAUCUUACCAUCGUUCGAGGCGGAACCAGAAGAAUGGCCGCAUCUCAGGAACUUGGCAUUAGCCGAUCCUGAUUUUCUCAUCCCACGGCCAGUUGACAUCCUCAUCGGCGCAGACGCUUACGGGCAAAUCAUCAAGCCCAAUGUCAUCAGGCAUUCUCCACUCAUGCCGAUAGCGCAACUCUCCAUUUUCGGAUGGCUCGUUCUGGGACCAGUCAAGAGAGAAGCAACACGCACAUCAACGCACCAUGCUUCUACUCAAGUCAACGAGGAUGCUCUCAACGAGUUACUGACGAAAUUCUGGGUUCAAGAGGAGGUGCCUACUCACGAUGUCAACCAACUCACUCCUGACGAGCAGAGGUGCGAAGAGCACUUCAAGGCCACACACUCUCGUGAUCCAUCUGGAAGGUACGUCGUCAGGAUUCCGCUCAAAUCGCCAGUAUAUCUCCUGGGUGAUUCGUACCACGUCGCCCAUCAGUGCCUCAAGGGAUUACGCAGACGAUUCUCAAGGGAUGUGAACUAUCAACGUCUCUAUCAACAAUUCAUGAUGGAUUACGAGACGCUCAACCACAUGACGAAGGCAUCAUCCAUCUCCAGUCGCUGCUCACACUUCUACCUACCACAUCACGGUGUUCUCAAGCCUGACAGUACAACAACAAAACUGCGAGUCGUAUUCAAUGGCUCCAGCGCAUCAACAUCGGGCUACUCUGCUAACGACCUCAUGUAUACUGGAGCGAAAUUGCGUCUGAAUAUCUCAGAUGUUCUCCUCUGGAUACGAAGACACCGUCACAUUUUCGCUACGGACAUCACCAAGAUGUACAGGCAGAUCAAAAUUCACAAGGAUGACUGGGAGUUGCAACGGAUACUCUGGAUGGACGAUCAACUCAAUGAAGUGCCAUACCAUCUGACAACCAUCACCUACGGGACAAAGGCCGCGCCGUUCUUGGCCGUCAGGACGCUGUUACAACUAGCAGAGGACGAAGGAAAUAAAUAUCCACUGGCUGUGCCAUCCAUCACUCAUGGCAGGUAUGUCGAUGACAUAUUUGGUUGUGCAGAUACGAUUCAACAAUUGCAGGAGGUCGCACAUCAACUAAAGGGCCUCUGCAUGGCGGGCGGCUUCCCACUAGCAAAAUGGCAUGCUACUCAUCUCGACAUACUCAAGACUGUCACCGACAGCGAAGACCAAGGCUUACCAAUCACAUUCGACGAUUGCGCAACCAAGAUACUCGGACUAAAAUGGCUCCCUCAAGAAGAUACAUUUGCAUUCUCAACGCGAAGCUCACGCAAGGAAGGCAGGCUCACAAAACGCCUC
Molecule: messenger RNA, 1668 nt
Organism: Vollenhovia emeryi
Lineage: Eukaryota; Metazoa; Arthropoda; Insecta; Hymenoptera; Formicidae
Exons: 2
Biological process (GO): proteolysis
Molecular function (GO): aspartic-type endopeptidase activity
Source: RefSeq, a predicted model, not a curated record